AUGGAAUUUGCAGAUCCUGCUGUAGCAGAAGAAGAAGUCACCAAAGACACAUCUGUUCAGAACGCUUUCUCAGAAGAACAUGAUAACAAAACCGAAGAAACGGUCCAGAAAUUAGAACUGGAAAUCAAUAAUAUGUACAACGCCUUGGAAAGCAAGUUUCUGGAUUUGUGGUCCAAUGCCUCGAAGAAUGCAAGCGACUUGCAAGCCAAAUACAAGUUGGACGAACGUAAGGAGCAGUUGCUUGGACAAUUGAACUCUGCAAGAGAAAGUUUGAAGAAUAACAAUACAUUGAAUGUCACUGAGAACUUGGCCUCUAUUGAAGAACAGAUUAAGAAGGUACAAUUGCCUGCUGUUAAAGUAGAUAUUAAGAACUUGCUGGAACAAGCCAAUACAGCCCUUGAUGUUUUGGACUCCAAACUCGAAAUCGUGGAGAAUCAAGCUGGAAAAUAUGUGAGUUCAUUUGCUUCUUUCCUUAGCAAUAUGAUUUCUGUGACUCCGGAAGCUCCUGUCAAUGAGAAGGAGACUUUGUUCGCUUCUUCUUCUGGUAUCAAUACGCAUGAAAACUACGGGACUUCUCGUUAUGAGACUGAUUUCUACAAAUUGCACACAACAGAAUCUUACUACUUGACAGAGGAACUUGAUGACAAGGCAGAAGCUGAGAAAUACAGUGCUGAUUCCAAGACUAAGGAAAUUUCUGAGUUGUUAGAGCAGUAUCCACAAACAUUGACCAAAUUGAUGAAUGAGAUUGUACCUGUUAAAGUGUCGUACAACUUGUUCUGGUACAGAUACUUCAAGAACGAGGAUAAACUUAAGGAAUCCGAAAAGAAGAGAAAGGAGUUGUUAGAAAAAAAGGGAAGCCAGGCCAGUGCCAAUGACGAUGACGAAGAAUUCACUUGGGAUGACGAUGAAGAAGAUGAAGAAACCGUCAAUCUAAGCAAGAAUCUCAAGGAGUCCGAAGAUGAAGCCACAAAACCAGCCAAGGAAGACCCUAAGGACGAAGAAGAUGACGACUGGGAGUGA
Messenger RNA from Scheffersomyces stipitis CBS 6054, 1020 nucleotides. RefSeq names its product Dos2p (gene DOS2). Gene Ontology annotation, cellular component: cytoplasm. The transcript has a single exon. Lineage: Eukaryota; Fungi; Ascomycota; Pichiomycetes; Serinales; Debaryomycetaceae. The record is from RefSeq and is a predicted model, not a curated record. Bases 1 to 1020 code for a protein of 339 amino acids.